Molecule: messenger RNA, 1080 nt
Organism: Coffea eugenioides
Lineage: Eukaryota; Viridiplantae; Streptophyta; Magnoliopsida; Gentianales; Rubiaceae
Product: glutathione S-transferase-like
Exons: 3
Coding region: 122-778 (218 amino acids)
Cellular component (GO): cytoplasm
Molecular function (GO): glutathione binding; glutathione transferase activity
Source: RefSeq, a predicted model, not a curated record
UGACCAACCACUACUAGAACUACUAUAAAAGGGCCAUCAUCCUUCCUGUUUGCUCAACCAGAGAUCACUGAAGAAAAUCUAGAAUUGCGAAACCUAACUAUUUGGUUCUACCUAUCUAUCUAUGGCAAUCAAGGUCCACGGUAGUGUUUUCUCCCCAGCAGUAUUGCGGGUAUUUGCAUGUCUUAACGAGAAAGACUUGGAAUCAGAAUAUGUUGAAAUUAACAUGCGAGCAGGAGAGCACAAAAAGGAAUCCUUCCUCGCCCUCAAUCCAUUUGGUCAAGUACCUGGUUUUGAAGAUGGGGACUUGAAGCUCUUCGAGUCAAGGGCUAUAAACCAAUACAUCGCUCAGGCUUACGCGGACAAAGGGAACCAACAACUGACGUUCGUACAAGAUGCAAAGAAGAUGGGGCCGGUGUACGUGUGGAUGGAAGUGGAGGCUCAGAAAUUUGACCCUCCAUCUUCAAAGCUGGUGUUCGAGCUGUCCGUAAAGCCCCUCCUGGGCAUGAACACCGACGAUGCGGUGGUGGCAGAGCACGAGGGGAAGCUGGGUGAGAUUCUUGAUGUGUACGAGGCUCGGUUGGGGCAGUCAAAGUACUUGGCCGGAGACUGCUUUACCCUGGCGGAUCUCAACCAUCUCCCUGCUAUCAACUACUUGAUGGGUACGACCGCCAGGAAAGUGUUCGAUGCACGGCCCCACGUGAGUGCCUGGUGCGCUGAUAUCUUGGCCAGGCCGGCUUGGGCCAAGGUCCUGGCCCUGCAAAAGCAGCAUCCCAGUUAAUUUAAUCCUUUUGUUUUGGUUUUAUUCAGAUCAUCUGUCGGGCCGGCCGGCUCUGUCUUCCCGGGUGUCUGUCUUUCUGUGUUUUGUGUUUGUACCGGUGUCCGGAUGUGUGUGGAAGCUUUUGGAGUGUGUGAGGAGGGUCAAUAGCGUCCGUUGACCCACGUCAUCUGACGUGAAGGUCCAUUGGUCUCUGUUGCCCCCUCGUAGAAAUAAGCUCCGUUUGAAUUAGCCGUUUUUAGGGUUAUUUUUAAAAAAUAACACUGUAACAUUUCGUUUUUGAAAUACAAGUCCGUUUGAAUUAA